Molecule: messenger RNA, 4028 nt
Organism: Notothenia coriiceps (black rockcod)
Lineage: Eukaryota; Metazoa; Chordata; Actinopteri; Perciformes; Nototheniidae
Gene: fstl5
Product: follistatin-like 5
Exons: 14
Coding region: 271-2553 (760 amino acids)
Biological process (GO): regulation of BMP signaling pathway; multicellular organism development; cell differentiation
Cellular component (GO): extracellular region
Molecular function (GO): calcium ion binding; protein binding
Source: RefSeq, a predicted model, not a curated record
CCGAGGUGAGAUCAGUGCGCCUCCGGAGCUGUCUUCUGUACCGGUGCUGAACUCCACAUCGCCCCAUUUCCCCUUCGUCCUCCUAUAUCGACUCUGCUGUGCACUGGUGAUAUUUUUGGGACGGGAUUAACAACCCUCUUUUUGGCUGUUUUUAGGUGCAAACUUCACCUCUCUAAAACACAUCGGAGAUUACACACUGUGGAUUUGAAGGAGAUUAAUACUAGUUUGUGGGUCUUUUCACCUCUAAACUCGCUUGGAUUAUACUCCUGGAUGGUUAACGUCAGGACACAAAGGAAAAGCCCAAUGAAGACAGCAGGAUGGUGGUCGGCGGCAAUUUUAUUGUUGGGGCUCGCUGUGCUCGGCGCAGACGGGAGACCCAACAAGGAGGAAUUCAGGUCGCCGCUCUAUCGACCAGUCGUGAGAUUCCGACACAAGGAUGGGAUCCCUGAGAGCUUGAGGAUGAAGGGUUUUAUGGGACACAAUGUCAAUCCAAGUCCUUGUGAACACAAGUACUGUGGCUUGGGGCGUCACUGCCUGGCUAACCAUGAGACUGGCCAAGGGGAGUGCAAGUGCUUGGAUCAUUGUAAACCGCACUAUAAACCCGUGUGCGGCUCAGAUGGAAAGCUGUACCAGAACCAUUGUGAGCUCCACCGGGCCUCCUGUCUCCAAGGACACAGGAUUACCAUCAUGCACAGCGAGGAAUGCUUCUACAAAAAUGAUAACUGCAGACUGAGUGAAUACCGUCGACUGAAAACCAAGAUCUUGGAUCUGCAUGACAAGCGAUACAUGGGGUCUAACAUCCACGGGGCCCACAAGGACAACAUGGCAGCCAGGAAGCACCUGGUUGAUCUGAUGUUCAAACGUUUUGAUGCAGAUAACAAUGGUCAAAUCGAUGCCAGCGAGCUCUCACAGGUUAUCAAGCAAGAAGGUCUGUCCAAGGAUGUCUCCGAGUGCACAUUGUUCGAUCUGCUCAAGUACAACGACGUCAAUGACGACGAGCACCUGUCAAAAGAGGAGUUUUAUACGGCUUUGGAUGUGUACCUGCUCACCCUCCCCGAUGAUCAGAAAGUGAGCGUUACCACAGUAACAGUCGGCCAGAGCGCCGUAUUGACGUGUGCCAUCACAGGAGAGCGCAGGCCUCCCAUACUGUGGAAGAGAAACCAUCAAUAUCUGAACUCCCUGAACCUGGCAGACAUCAAUGACUUUGGGGACGAUGGAUCACUGUACUUCACCAAGGCGACCACUACCCACAUCGGGAACUAUACCUGUCACGCUGAUGGCUACGAGCAACUCUUUCAGAUCCACAUGCUUCAAGUGAAUGUGGCAAACAUUUUGUGGCGAGAAGAAGGUCUCGGCAUUGGAAACAUGUUCUAUGUGUUCUAUGAAGAUGGUAUUAAAGUCAUUCAGCCUGUGGCGUGUGAGAUACAGCGACACAUUAAGCCCAGUGAGAAGCUGCUAGCUCUGCAGGAGGAGGUGUGCCCCACCUCGCCAGGAGAGGAGGUUCAGAGGUGUGUGUGGUCAUCAGCGGUCAACAUCAAGGACAAGUUUAUUUAUGUGACGCAGCCGACCUUGGAUCGAGUGCUCAUAGUUGACAUCCAGUCUCAGAAGGCUAUCCAGACUUUCAGCACCGACCCUUAUCCCGUGAAGCUUCACUACGACAAAUCUCAUGACCAGGUGUGGCUGCUGAGCUGGGGAGAUGUGGAGAAGAACUUCCCCACUCUCCAGGUGAUCAAUCAGGCCAGUGGGCGAGUCUCCCAUCACACGGUUCACACGCAGCCCAUCGGCAGACGCUUCGACCGGGUGGACGACUUCUUCCUCCCCGCCUCCAGCCUCAUCAUUAACCACAUCAGAUAUGGCCUCAUCCUUCACAGAAAUGAGCCUGUCCUCCACAAGAUCGACCUGGAGACCAUGUCCUAUGUGAAAAACAUCAGCCUACGGGAGUUCAACUGCAUCCCCAAGUCCGUAGCCUACACACACCUCGGCGGUUAUUACUUUGUCAACUGCAGGCCCGACUCCACCGGCGCCUCGCAGCCGCAGCUCGUCGUGGACAGUGUGACGGACAGCUUGAUCGGACAGAACGGAGACGUCACCGGCACGCCGUACGUGUCUCCGGACGGCCACUACCUGGUAACCGUGGACGACCGCGACGGCCUGAUGAGGAUCCAGGUGAUCUCGGAGCGCGGAGAGAUCCAGGAGCCCUUCGACAUCCACACCAACCUCCACCUGUCCGACCUGGCCUUCCAGCGCUCCUUCACCGAGCUCCACCAGUACAACGUGUUCGGCAGCUCGGGACGCCAGACGGACGCUCUGUUCGUGGAGCUGAGCAGCGGCAAAGUGAAGAUGAUCAAGAGCCUGAAGGAGGCCACCAAGGCGUUCGAGUGGCCGUGGAGCGGCAGGAACAGGGUGAUGGCCGGCAGCGGUCUGUUCGGACAGUACCUCAUGACCCCCUCCCGAGACUCCCUCUUCGUUCUGGACGGACGGCUCAACAAGCUCAACUGCGAGAUCACCGACGUCCUCAAAGGCAACGUGGUGGUGUGGGUCGGCGAGUCUUAGAACGCCCAAUGAGCUUUGUUUCACUCAAAAGGUACUGUUGCACUGAAUUCUGUUGCAGAUGUUUUAAUUUUGUGGGAACGUGAUAGUGGAUACAACAGAUUCAGAAACCAAAUUGAAGAUUUGUAUAAAAAGAAAAAACACAUGAGGGAGUAAUUGAUUGUUAAUGUCUUAAAGCCAAGUUAAUCAUGGGUGGUUCACAUUAAAGUCAACAUAAAGUUAUUGCUGGUGAUCUUUUUCAGGAAAAUUGGUAAACAUGUGCAACGUUGCAUUAUUAUUCACAAUUGGUUAUAUUUAGUGUGUGGGAAUGCUGUAGAUAAUCUCUGAACAAAACUAAUAUCUAUCUGAAUUGGCAGAAAUAGAUAUAUAUCUAUGAACUGUAUAUGUGCGAAUUUACUCUUGUACUUUUAGUUUUCCCAUCCCAACUUUUUCCUGUGCCUUCAAGGAAAAUUCCCCUCCGUCAGAGGAAUUAGCGUAAUUAUUCCCCGUGUGACUGCCGACUGCACCUCGUCCUUUGACCCUCCAUUCGUGGUGAGCGUGGUUCCUCACAGACCCAGUGCUCUCGUCUCUCCGCCCGUCCCUGAUUCAGUCUAGUUAAAACGAGCCCUCGCUGUGAUCCUAUCCCGUUUGAAGUGGACAUUACGCUCUGUAACCUUUAAUCCAAAAUGUAUAACCAGCGUUGGUCGGUUCUGAAUGAUAUCUUUAUUGUUUAAAAUGAGAGUCGGUGGCAGUGUUAGUUUAAUCGUACCAGCUUUAUACACUCCACAUUGUGAAACUAGGGAUUUAGAGCACUAGUGUGUGGGAAGAAAAUCAUAACUUUAACAUCUCUGGACCAAAAGAAAAGAAGAUAGGAAAAGCAUUUAGAGUGAGCUUUUGAUGACAUGCAUUUGCAGCAUGUUUCGAUGUGAAGUAAUGAGGGUGGGGUUGUAUUUAAGUAGAGGGUCUUUGACACGUAGCCGGAGAGUGAAGCGGUUUCCUAGCUGGACAUAUUUCUAUGCAUUUUCACCCUAGCACUCUGACUCUGUGAAUCACAAUGGGCAACUGUAUUCAGAUUUAGUAAGGACUUUUGAGUUGUACAGAUUAUAUAAAGUCAUUCCGUCUCUCCCGUUUAAUCUUAACUCGUAUAUAUUUUAAUUUGAUUUCCAACCUUUAAACCCGACUGUACUGCACUGCUGAUGAUGACCUCUGACCAUUUCUCUCUAUUUAUGUUCUGUACAUAGCGGUGGACUGUGAGUCCAUUACUUUCCCAUUGUAUGUACAGAUUGACCCAGGUUCUGUUCAUAAUCAACACUCUCCUUUUUAAGAAAUGAAAACACAACACACAGCUUUCAUUAUCUGCAUCCUGUACGGGCACCUUGUGAUCACUAUCACCGCUUUCACCGCAACAUAGCCAUGUCUGUAUGUUCCUUCAUGUGAUUGUUAUUUAUAUAGAGAAAACACGCUUGUCAUUUUACCCAACAAUAAAAAAUAGACCAUGA